Misgurnus anguillicaudatus (oriental weatherfish) is the source of this 3222-nucleotide messenger RNA. It is a transcript of the gene osbpl9, whose product is annotated as oxysterol binding protein-like 9. NCBI's taxonomy places the organism in Eukaryota, Metazoa, Chordata, Actinopteri, Cypriniformes, Cobitidae. Gene Ontology annotation, cellular component: Golgi apparatus; cytosol; membrane. The record is from RefSeq and is a predicted model, not a curated record. Gene Ontology annotation, molecular function: sterol binding.
UCGCUACUCGCUCCUCCCCCCGAGCACUCUGGCGAAGUGUAAAAAUGGCGUCCAUCAUGGAGGGGCCGCUGAGCAAAUGGACUAAUGUCAUGAAGGGAUGGCAGUACCGGUGGUUCGUGCUGGACUAUAAUGCCGGGUUAUUGUCAUAUUACACCUCCAAGGACAAGAUGAUGCGGGGCUCUAGAAGAGGCUGUGUGCGACUCAGGGGAGCUGUGAUUGGAAUCGAUGAUGAGGACGACAGCACGUUCACCAUUACUGUGGAUCAGAAGACUUUCCAUUUUCAGGCCCGUGAUGCUGAUGAGCGUGAGAAGUGGAUUCAAGCCUUAGAGGGAACGAUUCUUCGUCACACCCUUCAGCAGGAGGCAGAAGCAGGAUUCGUUCCCAGCGUUCAAGACUUUGACAAAAAGCUAGCCGAAGCAGACGCAUAUUUGCAGAUUCUGAUCGAUCAAUUAAAACUUUUUGAUGAGAAGAUUAAAGACAGCAAGGAAGAUGAGUCACGCAGGAAAAUCGAGAACCUGAAGGAUACGACUUGUACUAUGAUAGAGUCCAUCAAACAUUGUAUCGUACUGCUGCAGAUUGCCAAGGAUCAAAGUAACGAACAGCAACACGCAAACGGACUGCUAAGCACCAUAAACCCAGUAGAUGGGGUAUACCAUCCCUCCCCGCUCAACUCCUCUGUAGUCACUUCCAGUGCCAUGCCAACACAGACCACCCUCCCCACAGAUGGAGCUCAGCUGUGUAAAAUGGACCAGAGGCCUUCUUCUUUACCCAUGGGCCCUGUUGUCACGGUGAUGGGCAGCCUUCAGACCCCUACUCCUACCAGUACAGGAAGUGGACCCUCAGCUCCCAGCAGCAGUGUGACGUCGCCCAGUCACAUGAACGUACCACCCCACACAGUUCCUGACUUCUCCUAUUCCAGCAGCGAAGACGAAUUUUAUGACGCAGAUGAGUUUUAUCAGACUAGCACCUCACCAAAACAUUGCAUAGAUCCGAACAGAACCGGUGCGGUGAAUAGUGAAGACAGUUCUGCCCUGAAACGGCCGGACACCAACGAAUCCAUCAACUCCUCAAUGUCUAAUGGCACCAAUGAUGCAGAUCAGUUUGACAGUCAGGAUGAGAGGGAUGAUGAUGGUGAGGGUGAAUCGGUGGAAGAACACAAAAGUGUCAUUAUGCAUCUGCUGUCUCAAGUGCGACUGGGCAUGGAUCUUACCAAGGUUGUCCUGCCGACAUUUAUUUUGGAGCGGAGGUCGCUACUGGAAAUGUAUGCAGACUUCUUCGCACACCCGGAAUUGUUUGUAAGUAUCGCUGACCAAGAAGAUCCAAGGGACCGCAUGGUGCAGGUGGUAAAAUGGUACCUCUCAGCCUUUCACGCUGGUCGGAAAGGAUCUGUGGCCAAAAAGCCCUACAACCCCAUUCUGGGUGAGGUGUUCUUUUGUCACUGGGACUUGCCGGAAGAUCCAGAAGAUCCUACUUCUUCUGAGUCUGUAUCAGAUGGGCCAGUGCCAUGGAGUAGCAAGAACAGUGUUUCAUUUGUGGCAGAGCAGGUUUCUCACCACCCACCCAUAUCAGCGUUUUAUGCUGAGUGUUUCAACAAAAAAAUCCAGUUCAAUGCUCACAUAUGGACAAAAUCAAAGUUCCUGGGAAUGUCAGUUGGUGUCCAUAAUAUCGGUCAAGGUUGUGUGUCUUGUCCUGAAUAUGAUGAGCACUAUAUUCUUACUUUUCCUAAUGGCUAUGGGAGGUCAAUCCUCACUGUUCCAUGGGUGGAGCUUGGUGGCGAGUGUAAUAUUUCCUGUUCAAAAUCUGGCUACAGUGCCAACAUAAUUUUCCACACCAAACCCUUCUAUGGAGGAAAGAAGCACAGGAUAACGGCUGAGAUAUUUGCCCCCAAUGAUAAGAAGUCAUUUUGCUCUGUUGAGGGCGAGUGGAAUGGAGUAAUGUAUGCAAAAUGGGCCACGGGGGAAAACACAGUAUUCAUUGAAACAAAGAAAAUGGGAAUUAUUAAGAAGAAGGUGAGGAAAUUGGAGGACCAGUUGGAGUAUGAAUCCCGAAGGUUGUGGAAGGACGUGACAAUUAACCUGAAACUGAAGGACAUUGAUGCUGCGACGGAAGCCAAACACAGGCUGGAGGAGAAACAGAGGGCGGAGGCCAGAGAGAGGAAGGAGAACGAAAUGCAAUGGGAGACGAGACUGUUUCACGAGGACGGCGAGUGCUGGGUCUACGAUGAGCCUCUUCUGAAACGACUAGCGUCACAGCGACACUGAACCCGUUUCCAAAACCACAGAGUCUAAGACAAGAACUCUUGCAAACCACUUUUCUUACUCAGCCUUGGAAUGACUGAUGAAUGAACAUUUACAAGCUUUGCAUUUUUGAAAUAUGAACAAUCGAAAAGAUGAACCUAAAUCUAUACAAAUAAAAGCUCCCUGCUCGCUAGUUCAACACUUCAACACCUCUCCACCAACCCACGGGAAAAGAAACACCACAAAGACACGUGAUCAGCUGACUUUAAACAUUUCACACAGAUCCCAGAGGACGCCACACCCGCUCCUGAGGGGAUGAGGUGUUUUGAUCGAACAAACUCUUGACAAUUACAGCGUUCAGCAUCUCAGGGAAGCAGUGGACUGAGGAUUGAAAGCUGUAUCUCCUGACCUGAUGUUCAAAAGGCCGUUAUGGUGAAGACAUAAAAUGAGAACUUGGUUCACAUAUUGCUAGCUACAGCUAUUUAUAUAGAAAAGAUAUGAUAUAUAUUCUUGUUUUCCUUUUUCAUCUUUGCGGCAAUAGUUGAUGUUUGCAAAAACAUACUUGAUGACAACCAUUCCUUUAUGUUUCACUUCAGUUGAUGGCAGAAUGUUCAUUUUAAAACCGCCCCUUUAAGAGGAUGCUGUUUUUGUGCUUGUUCAAAUGAUUUUUCAGAUUUAUUAGAUCGCCAUGGUUAAAAUCAAUCCAUUCCAAUGUCUUGAUUUUUUGUAUUUUCAGUAAUGAUUUGUUAUCAUGCUCUAAAGCCUCGGGGAGGCAGUUUUUUAUCGAUUGCUGCUUGAGCAUCCACGUAAUUUAUCAACUUACAUUAAAGUUGGACGGUCCAAUAAGAAAUUACAAUUGUGCACAAUGAACCAUUCAACAAAUACGUUCUUAUUCCAAUGAGGUUCAGCAACAUUAUCACAUAUUACCCUGCAAUCUCUCUGUGCAAUGUCACAUUUUAAUCCAAAUAAAUAUACAUUUCAAAUA